This is a messenger RNA of Desarmillaria tabescens, 645 nucleotides long. RefSeq lists its product as uncharacterized. The coding region runs from base 1 to 645 and encodes 214 amino acids. The transcript is spliced from 2 exons. Lineage: Eukaryota; Fungi; Basidiomycota; Agaricomycetes; Agaricales; Physalacriaceae. The record is from RefSeq and is a predicted model, not a curated record.
AUGGCUGCACUGGUAUCCCGCUUCACUCUCAUCGUCAUGUCUUCAAUAUCCGGUCUUCCGUGUGCUUCUAUGACAGCUCUCCCUGUGGUCGAUGUUGGCUAUGAGGGGGGGACGCCUUCAGACAGUAUCUUCGCAUGCGUUACCCUGAUUUUACAGUCCUUCGGACCCACCCUGACGUGUGCGCAUGAAUCCCAAGCUUGGCAGUGGAAGAUGAUCGCCAUCCUGAGAAUCCGCAGAGCUUUGGACCGCAUUGGCGAGGGUCAGAAGAAUACGGCGGAUAAGCUAGGGAUCAACCUAUGCAGAGUGAGAAGGUUGCUGAGAAGAGACAAUCAAGGCGCCGAGGAAUGGCUUCGGAUGAUAAUGCGGCGCGUUGGUCGGGAUCGCACAGGGUCCAGAAUAUGGAGAAAGGAUCUGAAAGACAGUAGGCGAUGCCGCCUGGCCCAUGGGAAGACGAAUCCGUCGAAUUGCUGUGGUCCAGGCGGAGAUAAGGAUGGCAUCUUGCUCCAAGCGUCCCCACCAAUAUCGAGAACUCCUCAAUCACUGUCCAUAAGCGACGGUGGUAUUAUUUGGUCCACCGUAGCCAACGAUGAGAAUUCCGGGGGAAAGAUGGAGUUCAGACACUCGAGGUCGCGAGAAUUGGGCUAA